CGUGUGUUCCUGUUGACUGCAAGUACACGUCAGCAGUAGAGACCUCCUCAUUCUCUCAGCACUUUCUCUUCCUGCUUCCAACUUUGUUGCACAUGACACUUUAUGAAGAACGCUGUCUGUGUUUCACCUGAAAAUGCCCGGAUUAUGUCCACACUUGACGUAUAACAGCAGCGUAUGACCCAGAGCGUUUGAUUUCCAUGGUGCUUUGACUUUGAAAAUGAGAUUCAGGUUGUUGAAGAAGAACUUUAUUGCGUUCCUUCUUAUAGUUAUUGUGUUUGUAAUAUUGUUUUACUCCAUACGACGGACUAAUGGUAAUGCAAACGUGGAGGUGAUUGAAAAAGAGACCUCACAGACUGCUGUAAUGGUUAAAUUUGACUACGGGACCAUUGAGAAUAUGAGGAAGUCCGUCUAUGACAGCAACUACCGGCAGUACAUACAAAACGGAGACAAGUUUCCACUGGAUCCUGAGGUGGUUGUCGUCGUGCAAGUCCACAACCGUCCGGCGUACCUCAAAAUGCUCAUACAGUCAUUGGAAAAAGCCACUGGAAUACAAAACACGCUGGUGAUAUUCAGUCACGAUUUCUUCUCGGAGGAAAUUUCUGAUAUGGUGAAGGGAAUCACCUUUUGCAGGGUCCUCCAGAUCUAUUUCCCCUACAGCGUCCAGCUGUAUCCCAAUGAAUUCCCUGGACAGGAUCCUAAAGAUUGUCCGAGAGACAUAUCGAAGGAGGACGCCAUAAAAAAGGGCUGCUUGAACGCAGAGCAUCCGGAUUCGUACGGACACUACAGGGAAGCGUCCAUCACCCAAACCAAACACCACUGGUGGUGGAAGCUGCAUUUCGUGUUCGAGCGAGUGAAGGUUCUUCGAGGUUACAACGGCUACAUCGUGUUCAUCGAGGAAGACAACUACCUUCUUCCAGACUUCCACGAAUACUUCAAAUCCAUGACCGAGCUCAGGAAAACCAAAUGCGGGGAUUGCGACGUCCUUGCCGUAGGCAACCACAACGGUUUAUCAGGCUUUCACGAGCUUUCCAGCAAAACAGAGACGUCGGGAUGGCUGUCCACUAAGCAUAAUAUAGGUAUGGGCAUUUCCAGAGAGCUGUACUACAAACUAAUGGGAUGCAAUAAAGCGUUCUGCGCCUAUGAUGAUUAUAACUGGGACUGGACCUUGCAGAACUUGUCUGGUACAUGCAUCUCCAAACCUCUCAAGGUUCUGGUGGCUCUUGGAAGUCGGGUCCUUCACACAGGAGAUUGCGGCCUGCAUCAGAAAGAGGAUUGCCGGCCGGAAAUGGCUCAGGAGAGGGUGGAUGCAGCGCUCAGAGAGGCGCAAUCGGCACUUUUCCCUCCUGUUUUGACCUUGACGGAUCACGGGCCGGUGGAGCAUCAGCCUCACAUGAAGAACGGAGGAUGGGGAGAUGUUCGCGACCACACGCUGUGCAUCAACUACGCAGUUCGGCUAUGAGCCGGACGCUUUCGCUUAUGAGCGUUAAAGUGCCAUUUGAAAUAUCAGGGUUACAUAUUGCAGGUUAAAGGUUUUGCUUUCACCAAAAAUAAGGAAAUUUGUGACCCUGGACAACAAAACCAGACAUAAAUCGCACGUGUAUUUUUGUAGCAGUACAUUGUAUGGGUCAAAAUUAUACAUUUUUCUUUUAUGCCAUGUUCCAUGAAGAUAUUUUGUACAUUUUCUACCGUAAAUACAUCAAAACUUUUUGAUUAGUAAUAUGCAUUGCUAAAAACUUCAUUUGGACAACUUUAAAGGUGAUUUUCUCAUAUAUUUGGAUUUUUUUUUGCACCCUCAGAUCACAGAUUUUCAAAUCGUUGUGUCUUGACGAAAUAGCUUUCAGAUGAUGCAUAAAUCUCAGUUUAAAAAAAUUGACCCUUAUGACUGGUUUUGUGGUCCAGGGUCACAUAUGAGCUACAAUGGUGUGCAUUUUAUGCAAAAUGUGGAUACGUCUCACAAAACAGGUUGCAUUUUCACAACAAAAUCAAAAAACAACAUAUGCUCAUUAUAGUAUAAUAUAAUGUGGAUUUUUGUAAUUUCCACAUAAAAAAAAGUUUUUUUUUUUUUUUUUUGAAAUUGUAAAUAAAACAGAUGAUGUGUUACAAGAAAAUAAUAUUUCAGUUUUCAUGGAAAUUUCAUGUAUAAUUCAGUGUGUUAUUUGCAUUUCUUUGUAAUUAUUUGUGAAAUUUACUAGUAAUUUCUGAGUGAAAAUUGUGUCUGUAUGAUUUACAGUUUUCACCCAGAAGAUUGCUUGUAAAUUUCACAAAUAUUACAAAGAGUCAAAAAUUAAA
This is a messenger RNA of Labeo rohita (rohu), 2289 nucleotides long. Its product is annotated as alpha-1,6-mannosyl-glycoprotein 2-beta-N-acetylglucosaminyltransferase. Bases 218 to 1459 code for a protein of 413 amino acids. The record is from RefSeq and is a predicted model, not a curated record. NCBI's taxonomy places the organism in Eukaryota, Metazoa, Chordata, Actinopteri, Cypriniformes, Cyprinidae. Gene Ontology annotation, molecular function: alpha-1,6-mannosylglycoprotein 2-beta-N-acetylglucosaminyltransferase activity. Gene Ontology annotation, cellular component: Golgi stack; Golgi membrane. Gene Ontology annotation, biological process: protein N-linked glycosylation; oligosaccharide biosynthetic process. The transcript is spliced from 2 exons.